CAUAAUCACGACGGGUCUUGAACGUAACAUCGUUUAGGCUGUUCGAAUCCCUCAGUGCCAGCGCCAGUGAUUAAAUAUAUCUGACUAAUUCUUCAUCGGAGGCUCUCUUUGCUCAGGAGAAGGUCCUGUCCGUUCCUGUGCAGAUACCAGUGAAGCCUCAGCAAGAAAACAGAAAAAACCUGCACGGAAACCAUAUUAUUGAGGAAAAACUGAUACAAGAGGAAUUGGAGAGAACUACCUGACAAAUUUUGGGACGCAUGCUAUUUUAUAGCUUUCUUUUUUUCACCCCGAGAGAUAGGAGUAGAUUGAGCUGUCCUGAGGAUUUCUUUUUGGACAUGUUUUAUUGAAGGAGAUCAAGACCUUUUGAAGCACAGAGGAUUUUUGUUUAGCAUUUGAGCUUGCAUAUCUAUGAAAUCAGAGUUAUACCCUAUAUCUACUCUAAUCAGAAAACCCAAGCUGAUUAAAUGGGCAUCUUCCAGAUGUGAUAUUAAAACAUUUAAAGAUAAAAACGGCAUUAUAAUGCAUCAUCCAGCAGCAUCUCAAUUUCACUAACCAAAGCUGAAAAUGACUGCAAUGUAACAUAGGGUUUUACUUCCUUCAUUGUCAUGUGACUUUGAACCUUUCAGCAUUGUUUUCUUCAAGGUCAGACAGUCUUUUUCAUCAGUUUAAUGAGGUGAGCAGUGGUUCUCGGUGACCUCCAUUGCCAGUGAAAGACUGUCUCUGAACUUAUUUUCUUUUCUGCAUGCGUUUCAGUAAACCUUAAAAUGAUUCGGUAAAAGUGAGUCGACGUGAAAACAUACUGGCACGCAGUGUGGCUGGACAACACCUGUCUCUUUCCACCCAUCUGGUGUCAAAGUGGGACUGCUACACAAGCUGCUGUCCAUAUUCCACGGCAGAGGACUUCCAUAGACUGCUCCUUGUGUUGGAUAAUAAGACAACCUGGCUCUUCCUCAUCGUUGGGACAAAUCACCUGUCAAAUCACUUCAGUUUGCCAAUCAGCAUAAAGUCCAAUCAGAUUUAGAGUCUUACUCCUGACAGUCAUCUUUUUCAAAUGGUUCAAAUGAAUUGGUGAAAGAUUCAGUCUGCCGGUGACAAAAAAUACAGUAGCACUGGCAAUUGAUUCAUCAGAGGCGUGACCGGCGAACAAACUGCUUGGGAAACUGGUUCAAGAAGGAAGAAUUGGUCCGCUCCUGCUUUCAAAUCUACUUCCUCCUUGGCCAGUUCUCUGGAUCGUCAUUCCAGAUCAUUCCUGCGACCUUUUGACCCAUCUCCCAGUGUUUCAUCCUGGACGAAGGGAUCUGCCUCUUGGGAAAGGGGCUGUGCUGUCCUGGCGGAGGUGGAGAGGGGGUCGUCAGUGUACUGCUGCUCCCCUUCUGUCAGUGCACGCACUCUGUGAUCAGUGCCAUCAGGCCUGAGGAACGAGCCCAGCCGGACUGAGAGAGGAGGCAGAGGACUUCAGAGCCAAAGACUCUGGGAUCCUGGCCAUGAGGUUUGAUGCCUCGAUCCACUGACCGGAAACACUGGACCUAAAUGGCGCAGCAUGACUUUGUCCCUGCCUGGCUUAACUUCUCCACGCCCCAGCCUGCCAAGUCCCCUGCUGCCAACCUUGAGAAACAAGGUGAGCCCCACCUCCACAGGGACAGCAGAACUGCUGUGAGCCGCCGCCGCCACAACUCCUCUGAUGGCUUCUUUAACAACGGCUCCUUGCGUGCCCCAUCAGGUGACGGAUGGCAGCAGCCCUCUCUGCUUCUGAGGCACGACUCGGUGGACUCGGGGGUGGCCAAGGGAGGGCAUGGUGGGCUGGCGGGGGGCCCGUGUUGGAAGGAAACACCCAGCUGGCAUGGAGCUCCGCGGGGCGCCCAGGACGGCCACCACCACCAGGGACGCCACCCCAAACGGGUAGGAGGCGACAGGGACAGGCAGGUGGGGCACCGGCAGCGCAACGGCAACUUUCAUCCCCGCAAGGGCGCCUCGUACCAGGACAAGUUCCCCAACGAGGAACGCAAAGACAGCAAGGACGACAAGCUGAAGUUCGUGGAGGAGGACUUUCCUUCCCUCAACCCUGAAACAACUGGAAAGCCUGGGACUACGAUGCGAGCAGUGGCCCCCCAUGCUGGAGUGUGGGAAAACCCCCCUAGUGGCAAACAGAUGGUGUCCAAAAUGUUGGUCAUCAAGAAGGUUUCCAAGGAGGACCCCAGCACAGCCUUCUCCGCAGGGUUUGCCACUGCUGGCGCCUUGCCCACCAACGGCAGCAAAGCUCCCAUCGCAGGCUCCAGCGUCUACAAGAACCUGGUCCCAAAGCCUGCUGUGGCCCCCACCAAAAGCACCCAGUGGAAAUCCGGUGGCAGAGAGAUCACUAAGUCUGGCCUUCACAUGCCAGGCCGAGAUUCAGUCUUCACCAGCCCCGUCUCUGCAGCCAAACCCAGCACCCCAGUCAGUGCACCACAGCACAACACCCAGAAAGAGCACCCAUCGAGCACGACUCCUCCCAUAGACAUCGCCCCAUCGAGGCUGAAGCUGAUGCGCCGCGGUCCGGACCGUAAGAGCGAGUUCCUGCGAGCUCUGAAGGACGAGGGCACCGGAGAGCUGACGACAAGCAGCAGCCCGGGAACAUCUGGAGAGGGUGAAAGCAGCACCCCAGAGCCGAAAGCCUACAGCGAGGAAGUCUGCCACGAGAAUGGUCUGUCCUACUCCCUCAGUGACUCAGACACUGAACACCUGUCCAGCUCCCUGGAGGCAGAGCACCGGUUGCUGAAGGCCAUGGGCUGGCAGGAGUACCCAGAGAACGAUGACAACUUCCUGCCUCUGACAGAGGAUGAGCUGAGAGAGUUCCAGACUAAAACUGAACAGCUGAAGAGGAACGGCAUGCAGAGGAACGGGGCUCUCCCGAGGGCGCGGGGUGUGACCCUCCACUUCACCCCCUGGAGGAGUGUGGCGGAGGCGAACGUCGAGGAGGGCUCCGAGUCCGAAACCAGUAGCAGCAGCCAGACCUCUGACGACGACGACUGCAUCAAAUCCUAACGUGGCUUUACGGAACAAAAUAAAAAAAACAACAACAACAACACAACAGCCAACACAACAUCCCAGCAAGCAAACCCCCCUCUUCCUCUCUCAUCUUUGUUUUUAGAGCACCAUUUUGAAUUUCCUUUUAUUUUGAUUUUUUUUUUGUUUUGUUUUUUGUUGUCAUUCUUGCACAAGGGAAAAACCAAUCAUAUCCCAGUGAAGGGGGAGAUUCCUGCUCCGCCAGACGUCGUUUUCCCUGCGUUUCCUCCUUCACUGCAGUCCCUGCCCUCUUUGACCCCCCCCCACCCCCCCUUCUCCUACUUCCUUUUUCUUCCUCGCUUUGUGGAACUGAAGUGUUCAUCAAGAAAAGAAGGGCAAUGAAUGCACACUUGAUUCUGCUUUAAACAGACUAACUCAUUUCAUUGAUGAUGCUGAUGACACAUUAUUAAUGAUAUUAAUAAAAAUUGGUUCCUGACAAGCUGAUAUGUUUCAAUAUGAA
Molecule: messenger RNA, 3502 nt
Organism: Acanthopagrus latus (yellowfin seabream)
Lineage: Eukaryota; Metazoa; Chordata; Actinopteri; Spariformes; Sparidae
Gene: gpbp1l1
Product: GC-rich promoter binding protein 1-like 1
Exons: 13
Coding region: 1531-3021 (496 amino acids)
Biological process (GO): positive regulation of DNA-templated transcription; DNA-templated transcription
Cellular component (GO): nucleus
Molecular function (GO): RNA binding; DNA binding
Source: RefSeq, a predicted model, not a curated record